ACCCUGAACUGUACAACUUACCACAGGCGCUACGGAUAAGUCAAUUCUGGUUUACAAGAAAUACCGGCCGUUGGGGUUAGGGAGGAGCGAAUGGUUAUGGGACGCGACGCGUUGUUCUCCGUUCUCGACCAAGCGAUUCAGUGAUCAGUGUUCAGUUGUCCACAGGCAACGGUGUCGUGAGGUAGUAAUUGGUAGUAGCAGUGCAAAUAUUGAGCCUUCAGUUCUAGUAUCGUGUAGUCUCAUUGCGCGUGUGGUUUGUUUCCCGUUUUUGAUACUUCUUUCGUGAAUAUAUUGUAUAUCAAAUAGAAUAAUACGAUGGCCGUUAGCAAGGCGUAUUAUGGCAUCAGCGGUGCAUCUUACGUAUCGGGUAAUGCGUACUACGGUUUUGUGCCGCAAAAUAACGUGAACCCGGAGCCGGGUAAUUGUAGUAGUAGCUGCUGGGACGUGAAUAUGAAAGAUACGACGAGCGGAAACUGCCACGGUGCAAUGGAAACCGACGACGAAGGCCGUGCCGCUGAUCUCGUAAAUAACUAUUGCGUGAUUCCAGAGGCUUUGCGCGGGGUUAAUCCGGCUGUUUAUACUUCGGACGAUCACGAUCAUCCGGUAUCGAGACCCGGCGCUUUCGGCCAGGACCGACAGCAAGCGUGUCAGGAUGCCGCGCUCCGAUACAACCGGAAACGCAACAAUAACGGAGAGCUGAUGCUCGCUGACCCGGAUCAGUUCAAAAGAUUACGGAAAGGUAGUGGUAACUGCUGCACUUACCAUGGUAGAACGUACGCCAAAGACUGUGGAUUGGCCGAGAUGCGUUGUAAAUCGGCACGACUGUGCAUAAAUGGUGAAUUGAAAUAUCGUGAGCAACAGGAAUUAAUGGCUACGGUUAAUAGCUGUUUCCACGCAGCAGGUAACCAUGGUAAAUUAGUUAAUCACGAUAGUAAAAAAUGUAACAAUCCAUUGAAUGGUAAUUCAAAAUUGAAAUACUGCCACGAUGACGCCGAGUACGAGAGAAUGUUGUUAGAAACACAUGGGUGCUCGGUGUAUCAUCAUCAACGAUUUCAAUCACAAAGUGGAAUUGAAGAAGCAGAAUUUUAGAAUUUUGUGGCACUUAACAAUCAUUUAAUAAUUGUUCAAUGUUUUUUUUCACGAAUUGUUUUUACUACCAGUUGACACGCAAUAUGUCGUUACCACUCAUACUUGUCAAGAUUUUCAAUGUAUGGGACUACAAUUGGUACGAUAUUAAGUAACCAAGUUAUAUA
Neodiprion fabricii is the source of this 1253-nucleotide messenger RNA. RefSeq lists its product as uncharacterized. Lineage: Eukaryota; Metazoa; Arthropoda; Insecta; Hymenoptera; Diprionidae. The transcript is spliced from 2 exons. The record is from RefSeq and is a predicted model, not a curated record. The coding region runs from base 316 to 1089 and encodes 257 amino acids.